Stylophora pistillata is the source of this 694-nucleotide messenger RNA. RefSeq lists its product as uncharacterized. Lineage: Eukaryota; Metazoa; Cnidaria; Anthozoa; Scleractinia; Pocilloporidae. The record is from RefSeq and is a predicted model, not a curated record.
GGUGACUUCGUAAUACAUCUUAGCCUGCUACUACAUCUUAUAUAAUGUCCAGUUCUGACGAUUCGGACUCCAACUCGAGUUCUAGGAAUGUUUCGGAGGCAGGAGAAAGCGAAAACGAGAGAGAUUUCGGAGUGGUUGGCGGACUCGUGGAGCCAUACCGAUUCGAGCCUGAAGCACCUGAAGGCUAUGAAGAACCAGAUGAAGAAGACGAAGAUGGUUUGACUCCGGCGAUAUUGGAGUCUAGGUCCGAGAAUCAAAUAACCGUAGAUGAAUGGUGUCGUUGCAACAACUGCGAUACAGAACUUCUGUGGAAUGCCUUGGAGUUUCGUUGCUGUAAGGAAGUCACGGCAGCCAUGGCAAAACUGACCUUUGAGGGCAUCGAAGGUAAUUGCGUGCUCGACCAUCCAGACUUCGACGCUCUGACAAACGCCACAGUACUUGAGCAGGUUUGCCCUCUGAGGAAGGACACGAAUGGCCAGGCUUACAAGUUUCCAACCAGAGGAACUGUAAAUGCGAAAAAGGAGAGCUGUCGUGCCACUACAUACUGCUUUCUUGUGCGAUGCAUGUUUGGGCCCCUUGGUUGGAACAACACUAAACCACUUCCUGCCUGUAUAAUUAUACAAUAGAAUUAGGCAGAAGUAUCAGACUGCCUCCACCAGAGGUUACAUCACUGCAGAGCAAAGGCAAAAUUAAG